AUGAAGCCAUUUCCAGCCCAUGAGCCGCAUGUACGCAUCGGAAACUGCGUCGCUCGCGGUCCUUCCAACGAGCCAUGCCUCGCGCCUUUGAGAGCUCCGCUCGCUUGGAGGAGGGGGGUCGAGGGUGUCAUCGAGGAGUGUUGUCAGUUUGGCUUCCGCGCCGUUGAAAGUCAAACGCCACCCGAGUUUCCACGUGUCCGCGGUGCUCCUCCCGCCGGUCUCGACUCCUUUCUCGCGGCAGGCCAAACAACACCUUCGUCGACGGUGGUACUGUUGUAUGCCUGCCCCAGCACCACCCAUCCAUACCGCAGCACCGGCCAAGGCGACCAACCCCACCUCGCGACCACACCUCCAGUGCGCGAUUGCAUCCCGGGUUUGCAAAGCUCAAUAUCCCGUCCACUCGGAGCGAAGCACACCAGGGAGAUCCUCGCGAUCUGGUCGAUACCACCAGCGAUACUGGCGGCCUCUGGCGUGAUAUUCCGGGGCGAGAAUGACCAGAGUGGCGGCGAUACAUGUGAGUGCAACGACGGUGAUGGUGUGGGUGCCGUCACGAUUACCACGGUGAUUAAGGGCCUCCAUCACGUAAGAAUCACACUGCCCAUGAAUGGACAUUUAUCCGUCCCUCACAAGGAUCAGGGAUCUAAGGCCGGAUUCCCCAACCGAAGCCAGAUUGUAUUCUUCACUUCUGCCGGAUCCAGCAAGGACCCUGCGGCAUGCGUGCAAACACGGCAAUCGGAAAUCAAAGCAACAACCAAUACGGCCGUGUGA
Zasmidium cellare ATCC 36951 is the source of this 768-nucleotide messenger RNA. RefSeq lists its product as uncharacterized. The record is from RefSeq and is a predicted model, not a curated record. The transcript has 3 exons. The coding region runs from base 1 to 768 and encodes 255 amino acids. NCBI's taxonomy places the organism in Eukaryota, Fungi, Ascomycota, Dothideomycetes, Mycosphaerellales, Mycosphaerellaceae.